Messenger RNA from Suncus etruscus (white-toothed pygmy shrew), 1791 nucleotides. RefSeq names its product protein phosphatase 2C like domain containing 1 (gene PP2D1). The annotation marks the transcript as partial. The transcript has 2 exons. The record is from RefSeq and is a predicted model, not a curated record. Gene Ontology annotation, molecular function: protein serine/threonine phosphatase activity. Gene Ontology annotation, biological process: protein dephosphorylation. NCBI's taxonomy places the organism in Eukaryota, Metazoa, Chordata, Mammalia, Eulipotyphla, Soricidae.
CUUGAAUCAGAUGAUGAAGCAGUGCUAUGAAAGGGAAGUAAACAUUUUCAAGGAGAGAAGAAAUCACUUAGAAACACUGAAGACCAGGAGGAGAUGGCAGAUGAAGUGAUCACAAUUCCCUGUUCUGUAUGCCAGGAUGAAAUUAGUCUACCUGAAUUGUUCCUUCAUAAAAAACAACAUGUAGCUCUGUAUACACUGGGCUUUGAAUGGAAAAAUAGAAAUAAAUUAGCACGCUCGGAUAUUGCUGAUCAUCGACAGGAUAUAAUUACUAAACUACUGUCACUUCAGAUAUUCAAUGAAAAAACUCUCCAGAACAUUAAUGAUGCUUUUGAGUUACUUUGGAACAAACAAUGGUCAAGCAAAUAUAUGAUCGCUGAUUACAUUCAGAAAAGUGCUAUCCAAUCCGAGCACGCGUGCCAUCUAUUGAUUAAAGGAGUAGCCAUUUGUAAUGACAGGAAUACUACAUGGAAAGCGAGCAUGAAUGAUCGAUUCACCAUAGUGAAUGAUUUUGGCCAAAAACCAAAUGUGUGUUUUUUGGGUUUGUUUGAUGGACAUCAUGGUGCUGCAGCAGCAGAUUUGACAGCAAUGGAACUCCCCAUUUUACUCCUUCACCAGCUUGCCCAGUUUGAUCCUUCUUACCAAAUGACCCCGGAAGAGCAAAGGUUGAUCAAUUCCUUUUACACUGUGUUUCGAAAAGAAUAUGUGCACCUAGAAGAAUUCUUCUCCAGAAGUAAAACGAAAGAAAAGAAGUGUGGGUACAUGAACAUACACAAAGCUUUUGCAAAAGCAUUUUGGAGAAUGGAUAGGCUGUUACGUCUUGGAAGGAAAGAAGAAUCCAGGGUUCGGUGGAGUGGCUGUUCUGCUGUUACUUGUCUACUGGAAGGGCAGAUUAGAUAUCCCGGUGUUGACCUGAAGUUGGGUGAAGAUGAACAUCUGAUGGUAGAGAAACUUUUUUCCCAGAAGAUGCCUCAAAUAAUUUCUGGAGUAUUACAUGUUGCAAAUACGGGUAAUGCUGAAGCACUCUUAUGUAGAAAUGGGAAAGGCUUUUGCCUAACUAAAGAACAUACUACACGAAAUAUCCACGAACGCAGAAGAGUUCUUCAGAAGGGAGCUGCAAUUACUUCCAACGAACCAUAUGGGCUCAUAGAAGGGCAAGCAAGAAUAACACGAGGACUUGGAUUUCAUGGAAAUCCCAAACUGAAAAAAGUCAUUAUUCCAGCACCCCAAACUAUUUCUGUCCCUAUAGAUGAUUUAUGUCAAUUCCUUAUUUUGGCUACUAAUGGACUUUGGGAAGUUCUAGAUAAAAAGGAAGUUACUGCAUUAGCAAUAACAAUAUUUCAAGAAUAUAAAGAGACCUACCAUUCACAUAUACAGAAAAGGGCACAAACCAAAGGAUCUCUGCUUUCCCCACACAAUGAAGCAGGGAUAUCAAAAAGUAGCAGUAACAAACUGCAUCAAUCUAAAUCUGCACCUAAAAGUACAGUAUCAAUUAUAAGUCCAAGGGUUACUUUAUCUGAUUCAACAUUACUUCAAGGUUUCAUCAGUAACUCUAAAAAUACAAAAACUCUUCUACCGAAAAUGACUGGUUUUGAAAGUGAACCUGACCAACAUUCUGCACCAGAAGUUUCAAGUGGAAAAGAACAAGAAACUAGCCCUCAGAAUUUCUACAAAAGAGGAGCUGAAUAUAUCAGUCACGAACUUGUAAAUGCAGCAUUAGCAGCUGGCUCCAGAGAUAACAUUACAGUUAUGGUAAUACUUUUCAGUGGAAUGGAGUAUCAAUUUUAUCUAUAA